AUGAAUAUAAUUAAAAAUAUUUCAUUUUAUAUUUUAAUUACGAUAAUUUAUUUGAUAAAGCAACGAUGUUUAAUGAUAAAUGAAACUCAAAUGGUGGUAAAACCGUUUAAACCAAUACCGAUCAAUAUUACUGUGGAUAGUUUACCGGCACCAUACAAUACAUCAUCAGCUGCUAAACCAGCUCAAGUUGUUCCUGUGCCAGAAGAAGCACCAUUAUAUGUACCAGAGAAUUUUUUUGUAACUAUUUAUAAAGAUGGUUUGAAUGCUCCACGCAUGUUAACCUAUACACCGACAGGCGACAUCCUCGUAACAGAAGCACAUGGAAGCAAAAUAUCAAUACUAAUUGAUAAUGAUAAUGAUGGAACCGUUGAUGAAAUACAAACAUUUGCUGAUGCAUCUAACGGUGUGAAUAAUUCAUUUGGUAUGUCUUUUAUAAACGGUUAUUUUUUUCUUGGAAAUGCAUUCAAUCUUCGACGUUAUAUAUAUCAGAAUGGAAGUCGUCGUCUUGAAGGUGUUGGUGAGAUAAUAAUGGAAUAUGAAGGUACACAUCAUUGGACACGAAAUGUGAUUAUACCCCCGUCAAAUGAUAAAGUAUAUGUUUCUGUUGGUUCCGGAAGUAACGUUGAUAUUGAAUAUCCAUCUAGGGCAUCUGUUCAAGUUGCCAAUUUUAAUGGUAGUGAUAAUAAAACAUAUGCAUAUGGUCUGAGAAAUCCUGUUGGUUUAGCUUUUCAUCCGGUAACAAAUGAUUUGUAUGUUACCGUACAAGAACGAGAUGAACUUGGUGAUGAUCUAGUUCCUGACUAUUUUACACGAAUUCAAGAAGAUGAUUUUUAUGGUUGGCCAUUUGCAUAUUUGACAUCGAAUAAUGUUGAUCCAAGACGAAAAUUUUCUAACGGUUCAUCAGAAAGACCAGAUUUAGUGAAUAAAACAAAAACACCUGAUGUUUUGUUUCAAGCACAUUCCUCUGUACUUGGUAUGCGAUUUUAUACCGGUAAAACAUUUCCACAAUAUUAUCGUAAUGGGGCAUUUGCUGCUUUCCAUGGUUCAUGGAAUCGAAAUAUGGGCACAGGAGAAAAACUUGUUUUUGUUCCAUUUGGGGAAAAUAAUCGUCCACUUGGAUAUUAUGAAGAUUUUCUUUAUGGAUUUUUGCUUGAUCCAUCGAUUCCUACUACUUUUGGUCGACCGGUUGGUUUAUUAGUUUUAAACGACGGUAGUCUGUUGUUUAGCGACGAUGGAAAUGGGAGAAUAUAUCGAGUUCAAUAUGACAACUCCAGACAAAGUACAACAACUCCGAGUAGUAGAACAACAUUUAUUCGAUCAAACAUUUGGUUGUUUACUCUUCUUCUUUUCACAAGUACUUUUUAA
This is a messenger RNA of Didymodactylos carnosus, 1365 nucleotides long. The record is from the annotation of a GenBank genome assembly. Lineage: Eukaryota; Metazoa; Rotifera; Eurotatoria; Philodinida; Philodinidae.